Hordeum vulgare subsp. vulgare (domesticated barley) is the source of this 1112-nucleotide messenger RNA. RefSeq lists its product as uncharacterized. The transcript has a single exon. The record is from RefSeq and is a predicted model, not a curated record. Lineage: Eukaryota; Viridiplantae; Streptophyta; Magnoliopsida; Poales; Poaceae. The coding region runs from base 231 to 719 and encodes 162 amino acids.
AAUACAUGGAUGUAAAAUUUAUAAGUGUAUUUUACUGGACAUGAGUAUUUUCCGGCUGAAAAUUAAACAUGUGGGUGGAGGUCUGUAUUUAUUUUACAGGUGUAUUGGGUAGAAAACGGUAUGCCAGGCAGGGUCUUACCUACUUCCCCCUACUCCCUAUUCCUCCUAGCUAGUCGCCACUGCUACAGUACUACUGCCAAUCAAUUCUAAUCCGCAACGCAGCAGCAGACAUGUCGGGCAGCGCCGGCGGCGGGCGGCGAGGCUGGAGCCCGUUCGACGCGAUCCGCAGCUUCCCUUCGAACCCGGAGUCCCUCAUGUCGCAGAUCGACGCCGCCAUCGCCUCCACGGAGUACUCCCGCGCCUGCGCCCUCCUCGAUCCGGCCUCUGCCUCCAACUCCUCGCGGCCUCCGCGCGGCAAGGGAGAGAAGGCGGAGGAGGAGCAGGAGGAGGCGUCGUCCGCUGCACGGGCGCCUCCUAGUCCUACCCCCGCCGCCGCCUGCCACGACGCGAGGGUCGCGGACGAGGCGUACCGCGCGGCGUGCGCGGCGCUCGGGGCCGGGCGGCCGGACGCGGCCGUGCGGUCGCUGCGGGCGGCGCUGGCCAGCUGCCCGCCGGAGAAGGCCGCGGCGGUCGCCAAGGUGAGGUCGAUGCUGGCCAUCGCGUCCGCGCAGCUGCACAGGCAGCAGCACCAGGCUCAGCAGCAGAGCGGCAGGAAAUGAGACGAUAGGUAGUGCUCGCCUGGUAAUCUCAACAAGAUUGGUUCCUCCGAUUCGAUCCUUGUAACUGGUUUCCUCAGAUUCGAUCCUCGUUGUCACCCAUGUAACUGGGAGAAGUAAUUAUAUCACUACCCAUUACUCCAGUAGUAAACCAUAGCUGCCGGAGGUAUGCAUCUUUGCUGAUGCAGUAAUAAAGGGGUUGUAUGCAUCUUGCUGAUGCAGAGGUGGGAGGUAUUCCUCCUUUUCUAAAAAAAAAAAAGUAAACCAUAGCUGCAUGGAGUUAUUAUAGUGCAGAAAAAAAAUGAUCAGAGGCUUUGUAAGUUUAUUAUCGUAAUGGCUGUCUUCGGAGGCAGUCCAAUUUUUUGCAGAAAUCAGGAGAUGUUAAAUUGGCAGGCA